AUGACCUCUUCUUCAUCUUCUCCACUUCCCUUCCUCAUCCUCGUCGUAGUCUAUACGCCGCCACGGGGGUGCUCGCGACCACAGUCGAGGUAGGAGACACCAGAUAUGGAGCAUCCCAUCCAGUCCCAGCUACUAG
Molecule: messenger RNA, 136 nt
Organism: Spirodela intermedia
Lineage: Eukaryota; Viridiplantae; Streptophyta; Magnoliopsida; Alismatales; Araceae
Source: the annotation of a GenBank genome assembly